Messenger RNA from Melampsora larici-populina 98AG31, 456 nucleotides. RefSeq lists its product as uncharacterized. The record is from RefSeq and is a predicted model, not a curated record. The coding region runs from base 1 to 456 and encodes 151 amino acids. The transcript has a single exon. Lineage: Eukaryota; Fungi; Basidiomycota; Pucciniomycetes; Pucciniales; Melampsoraceae.
AUGGCCAUCACAGUCCACGGUAAUCUCACUCUUGCUGGACGCUCGUCUCUCAUGAUCACCACCCGCUCGAAGACAAUUGCUCGUACUCCCUUAAGAGCUAGAAACAGAAACGCUCGCAGACACCAGCAAAGAGAUAGAUCACCUCGCCCUCAGCUAAGAAGAAACCCUCGAAGAGCCGCGAGCGAACCCCUCCCGAUCCACUUACACAGACGUCCGCUGCCAUCCUUACGCGACGAUCCAGGAUUCUGGACAAAGAUUGCUACCCUUCCAGAAAAUCUCUACCCUUACCUUUUGCCUCAUUGCAACCCACGUGACUCCACCCGAGAAAUCCUGCGACAACUUAUUUGGCACUUCAACCCAGCCCGACGUAUUCCCUCUGACACCUUGAAAGACAAGAUACUUGAGUAUUAUCAAGAAGAUGUUGUCCGUGGUUUUGGAGCGUACUAUGGAGUUUAG